This is a messenger RNA of Cylindrotheca closterium, 726 nucleotides long. The record is from the annotation of a GenBank genome assembly. NCBI's taxonomy places the organism in Eukaryota, Bacillariophyta, Bacillariophyceae, Bacillariales, Bacillariaceae.
AUGGAUAACCUUCGACUAAGCCACGUAGUCUUAUCUGAUAUGAAUGUGAAUGCGAAUGUGAAUGCGAAUGCUGAUGACACCCUAAACAAUCUCCCAAAGGAUGACAAGCAAAAUAAUAAGCCAUCGCAGCAUCGUUCUGCGUUUUCGUUCCUGGUCACGGCAGGAAAAGAAGAGCCUCACACGUCUUCAUCCUUUCAGCUGUAUUCGCUAGUGGUUGCUCUUGUUACCCUAUUUCUUGGUCCACCGUCUGCCAAAUCGGCACUGGCGGCAGCGUCCUAUUUCCUUUUAGGUUCCAAACAGUAUGCUUCCAUACUAUCGGGAGUGCUCCGAAUGAUUACCUUUUCCAGUGCCGCCGUUCGAUUGGAAUUGGGCCUUAUUGCCAAGGUUCCCCUCCCGUCUCUUGUGGAUCGAUCACAACUAUUGCUGUGCCUAGACUCGUUGGGUUUGGUGAUGACAAUCGUCACCACCUGGAUGAUGCCACAAUUCAUCUUGGCCUGGGCUGCCAUUCGAGGGCAGGUGGAUGCCCAUGCCAUCAUCAUGACCAUGGAAUCAUCAUCAUCAUCAUCAGCAGCAUUAUCAUUAUCAUCAUCAGACUCGUCUUUGGCAAUGUUGGCAAUCACCUGCUUCUUGUCGGUUUUAUCCAUAAUAUUGGAGGGAUACAUUCUACGAUAUACCGUGCAUACCCAACAGUCCAUUGAAAAGGCUGAACUAUUACUUACGGAAUGA